Messenger RNA from Protopterus annectens (West African lungfish), 16609 nucleotides. RefSeq names its product malic enzyme 3 (gene ME3). Gene Ontology annotation, molecular function: malate dehydrogenase (decarboxylating) (NAD+) activity; NAD binding; malate dehydrogenase (decarboxylating) (NADP+) activity. The record is from RefSeq and is a predicted model, not a curated record. The coding region runs from base 436 to 2292 and encodes 618 amino acids. NCBI's taxonomy places the organism in Eukaryota, Metazoa, Chordata, Ceratodontiformes, Protopteridae. Gene Ontology annotation, cellular component: mitochondrion. Gene Ontology annotation, biological process: malate metabolic process; pyruvate metabolic process. The transcript has 19 exons.
ACUCCAAGUGCCAGUAUCAAUACGUACCCACCGUUAAUGGCGCAUGCGCCCGAUAACAGUUAAUUCUAGAAAUACCUUAAAAUUCGCCCUACAAAGCAUCAUCUGAUACAGUAAAGCUCAAUAAGCAUUUUUUUUUGGAUAAACAACCGGCGCAAUAUGUAAAACACCCAGUUACGUAUUUCUGGUUUCCGUGAUAGUCUACCACUGAGUGUCAGGGAGUUAUUGUCGGAGGCGCGGCUAACAGGAGCUGUCAGCUUCAAAGCUCCUGCAUAGGUUUGGCUGUUGAUUUUCUGAACUGAACCGGCAAUAGUGAAUGCACUUGACCAGUUCGUGUGUUUUUUUCAAUCACACUUCUGUAUCUGAAUACAAUAAUUUCUAUAACAGACAUUUAUCGCAGGGAGGACUCAACCUGGAACUAUCGCAAUAGUACAGAAAAUGAGUAAGUUGAUGAUCUCAAGCAUGAUGCUGGGGCACAAGAACACCCCCUGGAAUCUGGUGAAACUGAUUAUCGGGAGAACAAACUUUCCUUUCUUACAAACCUGGAGCAGGCCCAGCUGGGGUCUGGUAAGGGUCUGCCAUUCAGGAAAUCCCAUACCAUCAUGCCCUGUUAGCACUAAGAAGAGGGGUUAUGACAUCCUAAGAAACCCUCAUCUGAACAAAGGCAUGGCAUUUACACUUGAAGAAAGACUGCAGCUUGGUAUACAUGGAUUGAUUCCGCCUUGCUUUCUGAGCCAGGAUGUCCAAGUUCUCCGUGUCAUAAAAAGUUAUGAGACAAAAAAUAAUGACCUGGACAAGUACAUUAUAUUGAUGACUCUGCAAGACAGAAAUGAAAAGCUUUUUUAUCGAGUUCUGACAUCUGACAUCGAACGAUUUAUGCCAAUAGUAUACACCCCCACAGUUGGGUUGGCAUGUCAGCAGUAUGGCCUUGCAUUUCGGAGACCAGAGGGAGUCUUUGUUUCGAUCUCAGACAUGGGACAUGUUCGCUCAUUGUUAAAUUCAUGGCCAGAAGAGAGGGCAAAAGCUGUAGUAGUAACUGAUGGAGAGCGCAUUCUUGGCCUUGGGGACUUGGGAAGUUAUGGUAUGGGAAUUCCUGUAGGAAAGCUUGCUCUCUAUACAGCAUGUGGUGGAGUAAACCCACAGACAUGUCUCCCAGUUUUGCUUGAUGUUGGCACAGACAAUCAGACCCUUCUAAAUGAUCCGUUGUAUAUUGGCCUGAAGCAUAAGAGAAUCCGGGGUAAGGAAUAUGAUGACUUGAUAGAAGAAUUCAUGGAAGCAAUAACUAACAAGUAUGGAAUGAACUGCUUAAUCCAGUUUGAAGACUUUGCCAAUGCUAAUGCAUUCCGAAUCCUGAACAAAUAUCGCAACAAGUACUGCACAUUUAAUGAUGACAUUCAGGGAACUGCAUCUGUCGCAGUUGCUGGCCUCUUAGCAGCAUUAAAAAUCACAAAAAAUAGACUUUCUGAUCAUAAGUUUGUUUUUCAAGGAGCUGGAGAGGCUGCGAUGGGUAUAGCACAUCUUAUCAUAAUGGCUAUGAAAAAAGAAGGAACGUCUGUGGAAGAAGCCAUUAAACGUAUUUGGAUGGUGGACUCAAAAGGACUUAUUGUUAAGGGAAGAAGCCAUCUGAACCAUGAAAAAGAGAUGUUUGCUCAAGAUCAUCCACAUAUUAAAAGUUUAGAGGACGUUGUUCGACAAGUGAAACCUACAGCUAUUAUAGGAGUGGCUGCAAUCGGAGGAGCUUUCACUGACCAGAUCUUGGAGGACAUGGCAGCAUUCAAUGAUCGUCCAAUUAUUUUUGCUUUGAGCAACCCCACAAGUAAAUCAGAAUGUACUGCAGAACAGUGUUACCACCUGACAAAGGGCCGUGGUAUAUUUGCUAGUGGUAGUCCAUUCGACAAAGUGACCCUUCCCGAUGGACGUACCUUUAUCCCUGGACAGGGAAAUAAUGCUUAUGUAUUUCCUGGAGUUGCACUAGGAGUUAUUUCUUGUGGAGUCAGACACAUUUCUGAUGACAUCUUCCUAACAACAGCCGAGUCUAUAGCUGAACAGGUGGAAGAAAAGGAUCUUGCAGAAGGCCGUCUGUAUCCUCCACUGAGUUCCAUUCAAGACGUGUCCUUCAAAAUUGCUGUAAAAAUUGUGGAAUAUGCCUACAAGUAUAAUAUGGCCUCUUGGUACCCUGAACCAAAAGACAAGGAGACCUUUGUCCGUGCCCACAUGUACAGUCCAGAUUAUGACUCCUUUGCACUGGAUAGCUAUCACUGGCCAGCAAAUGCCAUGAAAAUCCAAGAUGUAUAACAUUCCUUUUUUUUUACUACUUAGACUGACAUGCAGGCUGCCACAAUCCUGUUUAUCAUAAUCAUUGUUAUAAGAAGACAAAAUGAAGUACUUGGAAUUUCUAGUUUUCAGUUUUAUAACUGGCAUCAGCAGAAUUCAUAUACACCCUCGGUAUCAUAAUCACAGUUGGAAGAGUUUCUCUGGGUCCGAUUCCAAAAGGCUUACUCUCAGUGUAAGUGACCACUUACACUGAGAGCAGGUCUUUUGGAAUCUGGCCCCCGGUGUACGCCUAUUUAUAGAUAGGACUUUAUACCAAAGUCAGUCACUUACACUGAGAGCAAGUGUUUUGAAUCUAGCCCUCUUUCUUUAAUUCUGAAGGCCUGUGCUGUACCCCAAAAUAUAUUUUUUCAUUCCAAGUGUGUUUGAUCACUGUGUUCCCAGUUAUUAUGCAGACCAAUAUGACCUAUAAAGUAGAGAUGAUUUUAAUGCAUUAGGGAAAGGAAAACGAUUUCAGAUCAUUCAAAGCUGAAGAAACACAAACUGUCACAUGAAGAGACAUUUUCAUUGCUUUGUUUUCCAUUUACAAAAAAAAAAUAAUAUUUUUGUUACAGACCACUUACUUUGUAAAUAAUGUAUACUGAAGAAGAUUUCUUUGCAGUCUACUCUGCAGUCAUCUUUUGUUUUAAUGUUAUGAAAAUUUGUUUAUCAGGAAAUAGGAAACAUUUUUUUCUUCAUUUUUUGCCAUGUUAAGUAGAUAAAAAGAUGUAAUCAGUAUAACCAUUUUUUACCAACUUUUGUGCUUACAAUACCAUUGUUUUUUUUCUCCUUUGUUACUUCCAUCCCUUCUGCCUGCCAGCUAUCAAUCCUCCCCCUUGUCAGACUCACUCCUGUUCAUUCUCUAGUGGCUGGGAUUCCCAAGAUUGGAUAGGUGACAGCUGUCCAGAGGGUCUGUCACUCAUGCAGUUUGUGCAUCCCAACAAUGACAGCAUUUGUGUAAGCCUCUAACUCAUCCCCUGGGUUGGGGAAAGAGCUACCCUGUCUGGCACAAGUGCUCACAGUACAAGUCCCCCUGUGAGAGCAUACCCUCAUGCACAAGCUAAAAACUUGGUGAUCUGAAAGCCCACCUCUAGAAUGCCCAUUGCAAUGUCACCCCCUGGUGUGCGGGAUUGUGUCUAGGCACAGUCUGCUCCACCCUGGUCUUCUUUCUAGGGUUAACAUGUCCAUCCUCGUCUGCCAGCACUGCGAAGCACCUAAACUGCUAAUCGAACUUGGGUCACAUGGGCCACACACAAGGCUUUAUCCCUGUCUCUGUACCUGGCACCAUUGUCUCCUUUUUUUUUUUCCACUAUUAAAGUUAUGCAUGUUUUUGUUAAAAUAUGGUAAUGCUCACAGGUGAUUUUUAACCUGUUUCCAAACCCACAGGAAAGUAACAUGAAUGAAAUAUGUAUGGCAAAGUACAAUUGAGCAAAACUGUUUUGAAACAUUUCUGCUGAAGUGAUUUAAUCAGUGGGUGUAAGAAACUGUGACUGUAAAUGUUCUUCUUCCUCCAAGACCACAACAACCCAGUUUUUGUUUUUCGCAGCUGUGGUUACCUGGUAGUUAAUUAUUGUAGUUAGCGUCAAUGAGAAUAAUGCAGACCCCAAACAGAAUUAAAAAUAUCUGUCUGAAAUUGAACAGUUACUUUUGAAAUACCACAGUUUUACUCAGGAGCAACCAGCGACAAUGUGUUUGAGAAGAUGAUUUGUUUAAAAUUAUUUUGUAUCCAUAAAAUACUACCUUAUUGAUAGAUGCAGCAUACUUCUUUUCUGAAUCUGUUUGAAUUAAAUACAGUUAAAGUUGCUUAGUACUUAUUUGUUUUCAAUGGAUUUGACAUAUGCUUUGUCUGAAGGGAAACUGUUUAGAAUAUUCAGAGUUGUGAGUGGAGAGAGAGUAAGUACUGCCAUGUUCUUAGCCAGUCACAGCCCAUUUGCUUACAUCUUUUAAUUACAAUUAUUGGAUGGUGCAGUGGUGCAGCAGUAGCGUUUUCACCUCACAGCAAGAGAUUCUCUGGUUCAGUUCUUGGCUGCAGUGCCUUCUGUGCGGAGUCUACAUGUCCUACCUGCAUUUCUGUGGGUUUCCUCCCACUUUGUAAAGACAUGUAUCUGAAGCGUUUCUCCCUUGGCCUCUGCUGAAAAUUGGCUUUGUUCCAAGUCGGGCUUUCCCGGUUAACAAAUGUUAAAUAAAUUAGAUUGAUUGUUUUGUACCCUUUUUGAGUUACAGUGAACUAAGUUAUUUUCACUUGUAAGAACAACUAAGUAACAAAGGUAGUUUGACAGUAGUUUGGGUGGCGCUGCAGUUUCUUUUUCUUAUGGAAAAUAUUUCUUUAGAAUUAAUUUACAGUGAUAGGGUGGGCUUUGCAUCUGCACCCCCCCCUUUCUGUGUGUAUGACCUUAUAUAUAGAUAUAUUCACACAUGCAUAGGCAGACACACACACACACACACACACACACACACACACACACGCACACACAAACACACACACACACACACACACAGGGAAGAAAUGAACAUCUGUACUUUUCAGUACCUCAUCCUAUCCCAGCAAACAACCUGUGCAAGGUAGAAACCAUCCCCUGAGGGAGGCUACCCCAUCCAAGAAAAUAAUUGGUUGUCUCAGUGCUCUCGGGUAGCAAUGACAAUUACGAUACUAAUGUGACACAUUCACAAAUAUAUAUUUAUAUGGAUUUAUAUUAUAUCAUAUCUUUUUUUUUUUUUUUAAUUUUGAGUUUUGGAAACUCAGUCAUAUGGCCUCGACCAUAUGAAUUUUGAGUUUCGGAAAACUCUAUGAUGUAAUAUAAAUCCAUUCAUGUAUAUCAUUAUACCACAUAUGAUGCUGUCCUUUACAGCCUUAAUAACCUUCCUUUUAAGUGCCUUUGUCUGGCACCAACUUUUAAUGUAGGACUUCUAAAUCUCAAUUCAGUACCCAGAUUAAGUCUCAAUUCUUGAUUUUAGAGUUGCAUCAUAACUUUCAUGUUUCCUGUUGCCUUUCUUUCUGCAUCCAGAAAUCUUAUUUGUUUUUCUAAUAUCACAGUUUUCCAAGAUCCUUGCCAUGUCUGGUUGGAGACAGUGCCUUUUCUUAAGAUGAAUCCUUCUUUCUCAGGUUCAUGUGAGCUAAAUAUAUUGUGUUGUACUUCUUUAAACUAUUAGCUGCAAUGCCACAUAUGUAUUAUUGUCUUCUUGCCUGUGUGAUCCCUUAGAUUGUUUUUGCAUCAUUUAUGCAUGCUUAUAAUUUGUGAAGAAGCAUGCCUUUUUUGUUAGCUCCAUUACGUUGCUGUUAGAGAAAUUGCAAAAGAUGCAGACCUAGUACCAAAUGCUGGAGGAAUUUGCACUUGCCAUUACCUUUUCCUCUGACUGAAAUCCAUUACUUGGGGCUAUUUAUGCCGCGGUGAUAACUGUCUUUAACAUAUUUAGCCAGUCCCAGAUUUGAGUUCCUUCUCCUUCUGCUUUUUCACACUCUUGAUGUGAAACAGAACCCAAACCCUUACUUAAAUCGUGCUGGUCUUGCCUCGCGGCUCUCCAUGAUUGUGAAACAGAACCCAAACCCUUACUUAAAUCGUGCUGGUCUUGCCUCACGGCUCUCCAUGAUUGUGAAACAGAACCCAAACCCUUACUUAAAUCGUGCUGGUCUUGCCUCGCGGCUCUCUGUGAUCAGUUCUGCUCAUUAUCUAACUGAGCGGGUGUAUCUUUUGUCUGACAAGUACUCUUUGCUAUGUGCUGCACAGGAUCUUCCUGUCCACUAUGCUCAGUCUGCUUGUCCUUUGGCAGUAGUCUGUCUGUGGAAUGGACAAUUCCAAGUUUGCUUGAGUGUGAAAAUGUUUCAUCGGUGUUCACUGCAGGGGAUAAUUCUGCCUGGCUCAAAGGACAACAGCCUCAGAGCUGAUUAUAUUAGUAGAGGGUUGGUGAGGAUUGCUUCCAAGAGAAUGCAGAUGCUGAAUUCCAUCAUAUAUCAUUUUGUGUUUGUACUGUAGCAAAAUUCACAAACCUAUUUAUUUUCAAGUUAGGGAACCAUACUCAGCCCUUUCCUAAAGUAAUGCCCAUCAGCUUUUCUGCUCACAACCAUAGUUAAGAGUAUUGCUUAAAAACAAGCACAAGAAAAUUAUAUAACAUUAUAAAUAAAAUCACCUGCACACCUAUGUGGGAGCCUUUGACUCCUCACUCCCCUUUAAUCUCUUAUACAUAAAUUCCACCCUCACUUUACCUUGAAGAAAGCUGCAACUCCACAAACUGUGCUGUGCGAAGAUAACAUAAGUCACUUGAACCUAAUUCACUGUCCAACAAAUACCAAGUAGUGAAAGUUGCAGGUAUCCUGACUGAAUGCAAAAUUGUAACUAGUGGGUUACUGCAAAGAACAGUGGUGGACCCUCUCCUUUUUGGUACUUAUUUUUCAGACAUCCAAGUCAAUAUUUCUGAAGUGUGGCUGACCAAGUUUGCUGAAAACUGUUAUCUCCUCAUCCAUUGAUAUUAAAUUGUUCGAAAAAGGACUUGAAUGUGCACAUACCUGGUAUACUAAAAAUUGUCUCAAGCUAAAUGCAAGAAAAAAAUGCAGUAUAGUAGCAAUUAGCAAAAAAGCUGUUCCCACCUCAUAGUUAUAAUUGGUACUUCUCUUUAAACUGAUACAGACAUAAAAGAACUGGGCACCUAUGUGGACAAUUCUGUCUCAUUUGAUCAUCAUGUUUCCACCAUAGUCAGGAAAUGCUUUGAUCUGGCCAGGUUAAUGUCAAAGGGAAUAUCUUCAAGAUCAAAAGAUGUCAUCUUACGACUGUACUGUUCCCUGAUCAGACUCAUCAUCGAAUACAGUGCCCAUUGGUAUUGAUAGGUUCAAGCAUAUUGCACAACUGGAAAGACCCAGUGACUUUUCACCCAAAAAAAUGAAAUGCCUUAAUUCCUUCAACUGUCCUGCUAGAUCAGCACACCUCUCCAUAUACUUGAGUAGCCUACUGGCUUCUCCAAAGUGACCAUUUCUUGCUUGUUUGACCAUGAAAGAUCAAAUUCUAUUUGACUUCCUAUUUCUUUUCAUAACCAGCUGCUCUACAUACAGCAGAAUUAUAGACCUAAAUGUACACCAACAAAUAAACAAGAUUUGCUGUUGGAUUAAUUUCCUAACUCAGCAUAUUCCAAACCUGUGGAAUACAUUCCCACUGCAGGUCAAGCAAUGCACUACUCUGUCUACUUAUAAGGAUACUUUUGACAAUUGGAUAGGUAGACAUAAAUUUACACCAAGAUUUUCAUGUAUGACCCUGCUUGAUUUGGGAGAUGGGCUCUAUUAAGUACUCAUAAAGUGUGGCAAGACCUUUUAUGUGUGCCUACGCAAAGGUGUUUAUGGCUAGGCCUCUUACAGUCCUGUGAUCACCUGUCUUAGUAUUCCUAUGAUCCUGUUUUCCUAACUGAACAAAAUGCAUUGAAUGAAACAUUAUAACAAUUAAAAUCACAAAGGGAGCAUUUUCUGACACCCUUUUACUUGUAUUUACACUGACUCUUUAUUCAGUGCAUUGCAGAGAAUUCUGCAACUCCUCAAACUAUUCUGUUUAAAAUUACCUGACUUUGCUUGGCAAUUGAACAGACUACAUUUCUUUGCCAUGAAUGUAAUUAUAAUCACAUUGCAUCUGACAUAUAUAUUAUUUAGAAGUGUAAACUUUCCCUUUCUCUCUGUCUAUAAAUAAUAAAUAAACACAUACACACACACACACACACACACACACACACACACACACACACACACACACACACACACGCGGGUACUCCUUAGAUCAGUUGUCAUUUUGUUGAAGGACCUCUGGGUAUAUAAUGGUUUCUAAAUGUAAUCUUUCUGGAGUACUGUGUUGUCUGAGUACUGGAGAUGUCAAAUGAAGGAGGUUGGAUUUCGAAUGGUAACUCUGAGUAGGUUAUGUUAAUGCAGAAGACUUCAGACAUAGCAAACUGUAUUGGGGGUAGGAGUGUGUGCAGAUGUUUAUGGGUUGGGGUAAGGGCUCUCUUUAUAAGGGAAUGGAUGUAGUUCUGUGCAAGUCUUAGCGAGAUAGGAUUAGAGCAAGGAUUACGUAAGGGGAUAGAUUUAUAUUUUGUGUGUACGUGUGUGUGUUUCUGUAUGUAAUGUGUGCUAUUAUCUUUUGUAGUGGUAGUGUUAUGGAAGGAGGUUAUCUAGGGUAAGGUGCAGGGUUAGAGUUAGGGGUAAGAUACGUUAAUGAAGUGCUGUACUGUUCUUAUGCUGCUGUACAGUUAAUUGCGAGUUGUAGAAAAAUCCUAUUUGUUUAUAUUUCUUAGAAAAAUAAAUGAAAAUUGCAUUAAAACAGAAGAUGAUGUUGUCUAGUUAUAUUAAACAGGAUGUAUUCACUGUUCACUUAGCUGUUUUUUUAUGGAUUAUGGUACAAAGAUUAAAAAAAAAUAAUGCCAUUUCAAUAAACAAAGAGAGCAGCAAUCAAGCAAAAGACAUACUGAGAGAAAGCAAACCAUGAAGCCACAAAGGUUUUUAUUUUAUUUAUUUAUUCUGGGGGGUGCGGUACUUGUACACACACACACACACACACACACACACACACACACACACACACACACACACACACACACACACACACACACACGCACCUCAGGUAGAUCCACAUUUUGAGGGUAAGGGUUGAAGAUUUGGGUUCUCUGAAAAGUCACCAACAAAAGGAGAAUGCAUUUUUGUUGUUAUCAUAAUACAACCAGUGGCAGUAGUGGGGCUGUUAAUUACACACAGCAGUAAUUUACUGCAUUUACUUGUUUGUUCAGUAACCAUCUGUAUUAAAUGUUAUUUUAUUGUUUAUUUUACCUUCAUUAGUAAUGGUGUCAUCCUCAUUUUUAAUGGAAAUCAGGAAUGAGAGAAGUGCCUCAUGAACUCAGCCUUUGAGCUGCUUAGACUGCCCAGACUGUUAUAGACUGCCUUAGUUCUGGUGAAUUAAAAAUAGAUCUGAUGUCAAUUUUCAUUCAUUCCUCAACUGAUGAGAAUCUCAUACUCAGAUCCGACUCAGCCAUUACACUAGCUCAUGGCCUCCGACAAACUCUCAAGCUCCUUUUCCUACCCAUAAUGCACUAUCCCUAAUGUCCCUCAGAUCUUGUUUGCCGCUUUCGAGUCUAGACGUGGUCGCCUUCAGCUCUAGGGUUAGUUGGUAAAGAUAAGUGAAUCUUUGCAAAUUCUAUUCUUCAAAUGGUUAUUUUUUGACAAGUCUUUUUUCACAAAACAGUUAUUCUGUUUCCUUGUGUGUCUGUAAUUUGUUUAUAAUUUUCUAUACCUUUAUACACUUGAUAGGGUAGUCUUCACUACCAUUGUUGGUAGACCUUUCCUACCCUGUUUCUUUCUUCUCUGCUUUUAUAGUUAACCUUUCCUUUCCCUUUUUGAUAAAAAAAAUCUUCUAGCUUAUUCUUACUGGCUUUUCUUCCUAGUAAUUGUAGCAUUUGGACUGUCUGGAUAUGUUAGGACUAUAUUUUUGAGUCUCCUUUGAUAUCUAGUUAUAAGUAUUUACUUUAAACAAUGUCUGAGAAAAGUUAAAAAAAAAUGCCAGAAAUGUGGGCAUAAGAUGCCUUUUUCAGAUGCCCACACUCUCUGUGUUUACUGUUUAGAGGCUGAGCACCUUGAUCAAGAUUCCGACAUUUAUAGUGGGUUCAACCCAAGAGGUUUGGCGGAAAGAAGAAAUAGGUUAAUUUUUAAAGCUCCCUUUUCUCAAGCCAUUUCUGGAGUUCAAUCUCCCAAGAUUAAAACUAAGGAUCCUUCAAAAUGGUCCAGACCUUUGGAUUCCCCUGCAUCUACUUCCUCAGAUCAGAAGUCACUUGGGAUCUGACCAUUUUCAGAUCCGAUCAGAUAUGUUUCAAGUACUACAGCCUCUGAUCCGAUGAAACGUACUCAGGAUCCGACUUCCUUGGAUCCUGACACCUUGCCAGGGACUGUCUAUUCGCCGAGCUUGGAUCCGGUCCUUUCCAGGGUACCCUCCCCAUUUUUAGAGUGGCACUCAAAAUUGCCUUUGGUGGUAUCCUCUCAUUCCUACAGAAACAAAUUCAGAAGGGAGUUCUCACGGUUCCUACCCCCUUCAGGUUAGGAACAUCAUCCAUCUACCACUCUAUUGAUAACAACUCCUUCUCUGACCCAACCUGUGGUGUUAGAGUCCUUGGAUCCAAGUGUUCCAGGCCCUUGUUGAUCGAAUCCAAAAAAAGUAUUGUCUUUGGAUCCAACUGUUACUCUGAGUGCACCGGCCCUGACAUCUGGAUGACUAUUGGAGCCCGAAGCUUCCAGGUCAGAUCAAAAGAGAUAGGAUCGACUCCAGGGUUUUCAGAACCAUCUCUUCUCUUGGAGCUUCGGCUGUGGAUAGCUCAGCUCCAGCUUCAAACUCGGGUGGAUUGCUCUCUGAGUGGAAGGAAGUGAUGAGCCAGAAACUCUUUUUAUUGGCUCCAUUGUCUACCUUCCCUCCUGAGCGGUCUGCUUUUGAGGUUGUGAAGAUUGUUUUCUUUGCAGUAACAGGUCAGACGUGUGCUUCCCCCUCUGAUCCACCCUUAUCCUCCCAGAUGACUUUGUACCAUGAUCCUCAACAUUCUAGUCCAUGGAGACAGCCUGGCCAAAGCUUUCUGUCCACCCAGUGGGGUAUUGUCAUCUCUUCUGAUACUUCUCCAGAUCAUCCCAUUGAAGAUCAUCCCAUUGAAGAAGUCCCUAGGAAGAGGAAGUGCAAAAGGAGGCACUUGGACUUUCAUCAAGAGUCUAUCAAUGAGGAUACUGACUUCAGUGAGGGAGAAGGGUCUCCAAGAUCACCACCCGAUGACGGCACAUUUGGAGACAUUCUUGAGAUCCUUAAAGAGAAGGGUGAUUGGUCUGCCCAAAACCUGACUCCUGAGGAGUCAGUAUUUCUGGAAGCUUUUAGGACUGGCUCAUCUAUCUUCUGGGUUACUCCACCUGCUAAUGAACUCAUUGAUUUGGUUUCUAAGCUGGCGUGGAAAGAACCUGAUAUGACUGAGCCAAUUCCCUAGAGACCAGAUAGGAUUCUGGCUGCACUGGUAAGAAGAGAAUAUUGGAGUAAAGUGGUACCAGUUGAUGCAAUGGUUAGUGCGGCAGCUACAAAAAAGGAAUUUGCAGAACAGAAUUCUUCUAUCCAUCCCCCUAAUAAAGAAUCUAGGGCACUGGACAGAUUUGGAAAGCAGGUUUAAGCUUCAGUAACUUUUGCUCUCACAUUGUUAAAAUACUUGACACACUUCACGAGACUGCAAAGGGACUUGAUCAAGGAACUUUCAAAUUCCCAUUCACAGAACACUACUGCUGAGGCUUAAUCUUCUGUGGACUCAUAGUUGUCUGCCCUUCAAUCUAUCGCAAAUCUGUGUGUGAGGCUCAUAUCACAUGCUGCAGAAGGCACCUCAAGGGCCAUGGGUUCAGGUAUUCCCAUCAGGAGGCAUGCCUGGAUGCGCCUGUGUGAUUUUGUGGAACCCUUCAAGUCAUUGUUUAUUAAUGCUCUCUUUGACAGCUCUUCUUUGUUUGGCCCCACUGUUAAAGACACACUCUCCAGAUGUGAGAAAGGCAGAAAGACCCUCUCUGCAGUGGGUGCAUGUUUUUCGACCCCUCAAAGGACCUUUACCUCAUAUCAACGGAGAGGUCAAAAGGACCUUUUCCAGGAAUCAACAAGGAGGUCGAAAUAUGUGGUUCAGGAAGUCUCAGGAUCCUUUCCAGGACACACAUGGAGGUUGUUCCCCCAGAGGCGGGGGGUGAUCAUGGUAAAAGACUCCUCCCAUGGCAGAGGAGCCCCACAAAACUAAAGGUCUAGAGAUUCCUUUUUCAACAGACCCUUCCAGCGCUCCUGAAGGGAGGCCUGAUUGACUUCCUCUGAAGGCAGUCUGGGGUCACUUAUCUCUGCACUAGGAAGCCUGGUUAAACAUAACAAAAGAAACAUGGAUGCAGAGAAUUAUUUCCAGAGGUCAUAUUCCCUUUUCCCUGCCACCUCCAUUAUCCAGAAAAUUCCCUGAUGUUCCACCCAAUCAGAGGGAAGCAGCAGCACUAGAAAUCCAAAAGCUGCUAGAAAAAAGUGUUAUCCAAGAGGUCCCUUCAGACCAAAUAGAAUCCAGAACUUACUCAAGAUUUUUUUUAGUGCCAAAGAAGACGGGACCAGAGAUCAAGUUUAGAUCACAGUCUGGUGAGCAAAUCAGUUUGACACACCAAGUUCCAGAUGGUCACGUUUCAGUCCUUUUGGGCCUUUCUGAGCAGGGACGACUGGAUGUGCUUGCAGACCUUCAGAGGAUCCAGAAGGUACCUACGCUUCUGGCUGCAAGCUAGUCACUCUCAAUCAAGAGCACUGCCCUUUGGACCCACUACAGCCCCCGGGGGUAUUCACCAAGUGUAUGGCAGUGGUAGCAGCUUACUUGGGACUGCAAAGAUUCUGGGUGUUUCCAUAUUUGGGUCUAUAUUAUGACACCAAAACAGCUAAACACCGAACACCGUUUCAGCGACACAUAAAGAGCAAAUUACAAGUUAAGCGAAUGGCCAGAUCACCAAUUAUUUUCCUAGGGGAAAAAAUUGGUAGGCCAACCAGACACGACACACCAGCUUAAACAUUACAAAGUGGUGGGCUUCCCCCCCACACCCCCCCUAACUAAAUAUACCAACUCUGAGAUCGCACUACAGUGAGGAAAAGGGCAAAUUCAUGGCAACGGCCAAACAAUUUUUUUUCCUUAGGAAAAAAAUCGGUGAUCUGGCAGUUCACUUAACUUGAGUUUGCUCUUUAUGUGUCGCUGAAAUGGUGUUCGGUGUUUAGCCUUUUCGAUGUCAUAAUAUAGACCCCCCCCCCCAUAUUUAGAUGACUGGCUCAUUACCGUCCUGACCAGGCAUCAGCUGAUACAAGCAUGAGACCAAGUGUUGCAGACCUGCUUAAAUCUUGGAAUAACCAUAAAUUACAACAAGUCUUAUUUACAAUCAACCCAGACAAUGAAAUUCAUAGGAGCAGUGUUCAACACAGUAUCUGUUGUAGAUCUCUUCUUCUUUCAAGAGUACAGACAAUAAGGAAACAGGUCAGGACAUAAUUUCCAGUACCAGAAUUUCAGUCCGACUGAUUCUGCAAGCCCUGGGAUCAAUGUCAGCAGCAAUCAUUUUAGUUCCUUUAGCAAGAUAUCACAUCAGAAUUCUGCAAUUGAUGCUAGCAACUCAAUGGUCAGUGCUCUCUCAACUCAUAUUGGCAAAGAUAUGAAUAACUCAGGUUUGCAAACAGUAUCUUUCCUGGUGGAUUUAGUUACAACUGUUACAAGGUUGUCCUUUCACUCUCCCUCAGGCCAAGGCCGUAGUGACCACAGACUCUUCCCAGAUUGGGGGCCAAGGCAGUUGGUCCUCCAAAGAGGCCAACUUGCAUAUCAAUGUUCUGGAAAAGAGAGCGGUGCUUUUGGCAUCACAAGCAUUCCAAAACUCUCUACCUGUCAGGGUAAUUGCAGUCCAAAUGGACAAUAUGUCAGUAGUUUAGUACAUCAACAAACAAGGGGGAACCAGAUCUUAUCCCCUGUGUCGAGAAGCACUAAGAGUGUGGCAAUGGGCGAUAUCUUCCAACUGCUUUCUCAUAGCAACACAUGUUCUGGAGAAGUCCAACAUAAUAGACAAAUUGAGCAGGUCCAUAUUACUGUCUCUCAACAAUGAGACAGAAACCAUUUUCAGUUAGUGGGGCCAGCCUUGCUACGAUCUUUCUGCAUCUCCCCUGCACAAGUGCAGCAGCUACUUUGACCUGAUCCCCCCAUUGGGGUAAUCACUGAGGGAUGUUCUGAUACACGAUUGGCUCCCCAGUCUUCUGUGUGCUUAUCCUCCAACUCCCCUAAAAAAGCAGCCAGGUUGAAGAGCAAAGUCAUCCUCAUUGCACCUUACUGGUCUUGACAAGUUUAAUUCCCCUUCCUUUGGCCUCAUCUAGUGUACCCACCAUGGAUUCUGGAUCUAACUCCAGUCCCCCUGUCUCACCCGGCAGACAUGGUUCACCCAGGUGUCUCAAAUCUCAAACUGACUGCAUGGUUUCUUUAAUUCCCAUAAUAGCCAGGCAACCAAUGCUGUCUUCCCUUGUCCAUUCCAUACUUUCAUCUUCCUAUAAACCUUCUACUAGGAAACUCUACAGAAGUAAGUGGAAAAGGUCUGUUUAUUGGGCAGAGCAGAAUCAGACUGACCCCUUCUCAGCUCCGAUCCAUUCUGUUCUUGAAUUUUUAGUGAGUUUGUUAAAUGAAGGUGCUAGUUCUUCAACUAUUAAAGUUCAGUUUGCAGCAAUCUCUGGGGUUUCAAACUUCUUCCCUGGAUGCCUCUAAACUGUGCAAAGCCUUUCUGAAAGGUGCUCUUCUGCUAGGACCCCUUAUAAAGACCACAUACCACGAUGGGAUUUAAAUUUGGUAUUGCAAGCCUUAAUACCUUCUUCCUUUGAGCCAGCAAAUGUGAUCUAAAAUUUCUGACAUGGAAAACUGUCUUUUCUGUGUUGAUUUCUGGCCUAUUUGUGGUGGUUGCAGAAGUGUAUUUUUAGUUGCAAUUACAUCUGCUAGAGGAAUUUCAGAAAUUCAAGCAUUGUCUUUCACCUUACAUACCAGUGCUUUAUUCCUACAUAAGGUGGUGUCAGAAUCCAGUAUUAACCAAGCUGUUCAUCUGCCAGUAUUCUUCCCAAACUUUGCCAAUAAAGUUGAAUAUAUGCUGCACUUACUGGAUGUUCAUAGACAGUUAUGUUUCAACCCGCACAGAACAAAAGUUGUUUGAAAGACAGAACAGCUAUUUGUUUCCUUUGCAUAUAAGUUGGGCAAAUCAGUUACAAAGGUCACUCUAGCUAGAUGGUUGACAGAUUGCAUUUCAUUUGUCUACAACAAAUUGGAUCUCCCCUUACCAAAACCAUUAAAGGCUCAUUCAACCAAAUCUAUGGCAAGUUCCACUGUAUUCCAGUCUAGAGCCUCUAUGCACAAUAUAUGUGUGGCUGAAACUUGGUUAAAUUCUCAUACCUUUAUCACUGAUUGCAAACUAGAUCUGGUAUCAAGGGGAAAAGAAGCUUUUGGCUCAACCGUAUACAAGAAUAUCCUUUCUUAGAGUCCACCCAGGAAUUUAGGCAACUGGGGACUCUAUCCCAUUAGUUGUACUUACUAUAACAUUCCAUCUGUGUUGUCCAUUUUCAUUCUUCCUCAACUCACCACCCUCUAUCCCUCUCCAUUUCUCACAAAUGACUUGUGGAGGAAUGAGAUUCUUAGGGACACCCCUUUCUGUGAACUCCAGUCAUUACAAUUCUUUUAUAGUUUCUCUCUCUCAAGCUGUAAAUAGGAUCUGGGGGACGUUAUGUAUAGUGAAUUAUGGGUAGGAAAGGAGCUCACGAGUAUGUUGGAGGCCACGAGCUAGUGUAACGGCCAACUCGGAUUUGAGCAAUGAUUCAAACCCAUCAGAUGAGGAAGAAUGAAAACUGACAACACAGAUGGAACGUUAUGGCAAGUACAUAACUUCUUUUUUUCUGAAUUAGUUCAGCCACUUCUUUCUUUUUCCUAUCGUAAAUCAUGGGAGAUGACUCAUGCUGAUGCCAGUUGACACUGUUUUGCAGAAAUCUACUCUCUAUGCUGCUCAGUCAUAGAAUAAAAAAAAAUGUUUCAGACUGUCAUAUUAUUUUGCCCUGUGUCCAGUUAUUGCAUACUGUCCUCCAAUUUAUCAUAUAAUUCUUUUACUGUAUAUCUGUUCAUUCAUGGGCUGUAAGUUUCCUUGCAUUAUUUUGUGUAACUAGUCUCCAUACCAUUUUACAGGCAGACUGCACUACUUUUGGUGCUUUUAUUGCUUUUCAUUUAUUGGUGUGCCAUGUGUGCACUGAAAAUACAGAAGAAUGCUUUGCCCUUUCGGACAUAUGAAGUAAAUUAGUUUAAAUAAAUAAUAUCUUGAUUUUAUUUUAAAAAGUUUUUAUAUUGAACAUUCAAAUUUGAAUUAUUGCAAUGAAUGAAAAAUAGUAAAUCAUUAUUGUAACCCUAAUGAGAGCAUUUGCUUGUAAUGAAUGCUGUUGUCUGAAGCCUAAUAUUUGGGCCUUAAGAAGCUAUUCUUUAUACAUGAAAGCCCAGCUCUAAGAGUUAUUCUAGAUUAGUUAGGCACAGAUUGUUAUUUUUGUGUUUAAACUUCUUGCUGUGGCAUGCAGUGCCACUGACCAUACCAUUGUGGUGCUGCAUUCAGUGGUCAUUUUAAUUUGUUUUUUUAUGCUAAGUAAAAGUUUGUAGAGUAUGUUGUCUUUUUUUUUCAGUUGAAUUUGUGUAUUGAAAACAUAAUAUUUUUUUUAAUUUGCACAUUAGGACAUAAAAGCAGUACUUAAUUUUCUGUUGUACUGAACUACUGAUGAAAUAAACAGAUACAUAUUAA